ACCUCUUUCACAACCUCCCAAAAUGGAAGCCCUAACCUUAAUCUCGCCGCAUUUCCGAAGGUUUACCGCCCCAUCUCCUCUCCGAUCUUUAUUUCGUCGAAGCAUAUCGUUGAAGGCUCAGCUCUCGACGGGUUCCUCACGAAAAUCCGGCGCCAAAGAGUUCCCUAUCGCCGGAAUGGAGGAAGCUUUUAUGGGUUUUAUCACCGGAAGGAAGAAAGCAACGGAGGUAGCUCACUCGGUGUGGAAGAAUAUCAUUCAGAAAGGAGACACUGUAAUUGAUGCAACAUGCGGCAAUGGUUAUGACACGCUGGCAUUGCUCGCAAUGGUAGCCGGUGAAUCUGGCAGGGGUUGUGUUUAUGGAAUGGACAUUCAGCAAGAAGCAUUGGACAACACUUCUGCUUUACUGGAAAUAUCAGUUGAGGAAAACAAGAGGAAACUAGUGAAGCUCUUGAAGCUUUGUCAUAGCAAAAUGGAAGAUAUUGUUCAAAAUGACAACUCUGUCAGACUUGUGGUAUUCAAUUUGGGCUAUCUGCCAGGGGGAGACAAAGCAAUUCUUACAACGCCAGGAACAACGCUGGCAGCAUUGCAGGCUGCUGGUAGGGUACUGGGGUCUGGAGGACUUAUCAGCGUCAUGGUCUAUGUUGGACAUCCAGGCGGAAGGGAUGAACUGGAGAGCAUCCAAGGUUUUGCAUCUGGUCUGCCCGUUGAAUCCUGGGCAAGCUUUAAAUUGGAAAUGCUUAAUCGACCAACUGGCCCUGUUCUUAUUCUUAUUUUCAAGAAGUGAAAUGACAUGCAAGAGUUCUGUUUCCAGGAAGGAAAAUGUUUGAACCUCCAGGAAGAGAACUUAUUGUAAGCUAUCGAGCACGUUGGCAAUUUUAUAUAGCAACAUUCUAUUUUCGUA
Molecule: messenger RNA, 901 nt
Organism: Musa acuminata subsp. malaccensis (wild Malaysian banana)
Lineage: Eukaryota; Viridiplantae; Streptophyta; Magnoliopsida; Zingiberales; Musaceae
Product: tRNA (mnm(5)s(2)U34)-methyltransferase, chloroplastic
Source: RefSeq, a predicted model, not a curated record